Messenger RNA from Phodopus roborovskii (desert hamster), 1252 nucleotides. It is a transcript of the gene Ptgdr2, whose product is annotated as prostaglandin D2 receptor 2. The transcript has a single exon. The record is from RefSeq and is a predicted model, not a curated record. Bases 86 to 1252 code for a protein of 388 amino acids. Gene Ontology annotation, cellular component: plasma membrane. Gene Ontology annotation, molecular function: complement receptor activity; G protein-coupled receptor activity. Gene Ontology annotation, biological process: phospholipase C-activating G protein-coupled receptor signaling pathway; complement receptor mediated signaling pathway; positive regulation of cytosolic calcium ion concentration. NCBI's taxonomy places the organism in Eukaryota, Metazoa, Chordata, Mammalia, Rodentia, Cricetidae.
CUCUGAGAUAGGUUCCUCUCUUGCCUAGGCUGCAGGCUUCUGGUUCCCAGGUGCCAGACUCAGCCCUCCUUUCUUCCACUUCACCAUGGCCAACAUCACACAGAAGCCGCUCUGUCCGCUCUUGGAGGAAAUGAUCCAGCUUCCAAGCCACAGCAACUCUAGCAUCCGCUAUAUUGACCACGUGUCGGUCCUGCUGCAUGGGCUGGCUGCGCUGCUGGGUCUGGUGGAGAACGGACUCAUCCUGUUUGUGGUGGGCUGUCGAAUGCACCAGACGGUGGUCACCACCUGGGUGCUGCACCUGGCACUAUCCGACUUGCUAGCAGCCGCUUCCCUGCCCUUCUUUACAUACUUUCUGGCGGUGGGCCACUCGUGGGAGCUGGGUACCACCUUCUGCAAGUUUCAUUCCUCGAUCUUCUUUCUCAACAUGUUUGCCAGCGGCUUCGUGCUCAGCGCCAUCAGCCUGGACCGCUGCCUGCAGGUGGUGCGGCCGGUGUGGGCACAGAACCACCGCACGGUGGCGGUGGCACACAGAGUCUGCCUGAUGCUUUGGGGUCUGGCGGUGCUAAACACAGUACCCUAUUUUGUAUUCAGGGACACCAUCACACGGCUGGACGGCCGUAUCAUGUGCUAUUAUAACAUGCUGCUCUUGAACCCAGGGCCAGAUCGCGAGGGCACAUGCAACUACCGCCAGAAGGCCCUGGCGUUGAGCAAGUUCUUGCUGGCUUUCGUUGUGCCUCUGGCCAUUAUCGCCUUGAGCCACGUGGCCGUGAGUCUACAACUGCGCCACCGUGGCCGCCAGAGGAAAGGCCGCUUCGUGCGUCUGGUGGCCGCCAUCGUGGCGGCCUUUGUGCUCUGCUGGGGACCCUACCAUAUCUUCAGUUUGUUGGAGGCAUAUGCACAUGCUGUCACCACGCUAAGGCAUCUCGCCUUACGUGGGCUGCCCUUCGUCACGAGCCUGGCUUUCUUCAACAGCGUGGUCAAUCCCCUGCUUUACGUGCUCACCUGUCCGGACAUGAUGCACAAACUAAGGAGCUCACUGCGUGCGGUGUUUGAAAGCGUGUUGGUGGAUGACAGCGAUUUGAGUGGUGGGCCUGGCAGCCGCCGCCGUCGUGCCUCCUCCACUGCUACCUCAACCUCCACCCUCCUACUGUCUGGCCGGCUUCCCCCACUGCAUCCUUCACGCUUGAUUCGCUGGAUGCGGGGUGGUGGUACAGAGACUCAGCAGAGGGUCCCAGUGCAGUCCCAGAAGUGA